UCUGAUGCAGGAUUAGCAAUAACAACCGUGUGUUUUAAUGUUUUUUCAACUGAAAAACUACACAAGCAAGCGAUUACUUUCCAUAAUACUGUCGAGGAAACAGUAAGCCUUAAUGCAAAAACAGAUGUCUUUCAAACUCACUUGCAGUCAGAAUCUCUAUUAUCUGUGGGAACUUCAGGAACACCACGAGCUUCAGGAACACCACGAGCUUCAGGAAAACCACGAACUUCAGAAACACCACGAACUUCAGGAACUCUGCGAACUCCACCGCAAACUUUCCGAGAUCUAAAUCUAAAGUCUUUAAAAACUACACCUGACAAGAGACCAUUUGAAAAAGAGGAAUUUCAACAGUAUACCCAAAAAAUUUCUAUCGUAUAUGCAUUCGAUAAAGCAAUUGAAAAUUUAGCAGAAGUAGUAGGAGAAGAAGUCGUUAGGGAGCUAUCAACUAUGUGA
This is a messenger RNA of Racocetra persica, 453 nucleotides long. The record is from the annotation of a GenBank genome assembly. NCBI's taxonomy places the organism in Eukaryota, Fungi, Glomeromycota, Glomeromycetes, Diversisporales, Gigasporaceae.